GCACAUUUGGAUAGGAAGGUGUUCGAUGUUUGGCUUUGUAUUCACACGUGCUUUUUAAACAUAAUUGUUUUGUUUGUGUUUCUAAUUGAUUUUGUGCUAAGAUUUACUUCCAGCAACGCACAGGAGCGGAUCUUCAAGUCGUGCUCUCUUCCAUAGCAGAAUCAUGGCGAGUGGAAAAAUUGCAAUCCUUAGUGUAUCCGACAAGUCCGGUCUGUUGGACUUUGCCAAGGGUCUCAACCAGCUGGGAUUGAAGUUGGUAGCUAGUGGUGGCACAGCCAAGGCUGUUCGUGAACAAGGAAUUCCGGUUCGCGAUGUUUCCGACGUAACCGGAGCCCCUGAAAUGCUGGGAGGUCGUGUCAAGACUUUGCAUCCAGCGGUUCACGGUGGUAUUCUGGCUCGUCUGACUGAGUCCGAUUUGAACGAUAUGAAGAGCCACAAUUUUGAGUUUGUUCAACUGGUCGUGUGCAACUUGUAUCCGUUCGGUUUGACCAUCUCGAAGUCAGACGUGACGGUUGAUGAUGCUGUUGAAAACAUUGACAUCGGAGGAGUUACGCUACUGCGGGCAGCAGCGAAGAACCAUAAACGAGUUACGGUACUGUGUGAUCCAGCAGACUACGGUAAGGUAAUCGAUGAAAUUAAGCAAUUCGGAGAUACCACUGAAGCAACCCGUCAAGUGUUGGCCUUGAAAGCCUUCACCCAUACCGCUGAGUACGAUAAUCUCAUUUCGGAUUACUUCCGUAAGCAGUACUCAGCAGGAGUGUCACAGUUGAACCUUCGCUACGGUAUGAAUCCACACCAGAAACCUGCUCAGAUUUUCACCACUUUGGAGAAGCUCCCGUUGAAGGUAGUCAACGCUUCGCCAGGUUUCAUCAACCUGUGCGAUGCCUUGAACGGCUGGCAGUUAGUUCGUGAGCUCAAGAAAGCCUUAGGACUACCGGCUGCAACCAGCUUCAAGCACGUUUCUCCCGCUGGGGCUGCAGUGGGAGUACCCUUAACAGUGGACCAAGCAAAACUAUGUAUGGUCGAUGACUUGUUCGACAGUCUAACGCCACUGGCUACGGCAUAUGCUCGUGCUCGCGGAGCAGAUCGCAUGUCAUCCUUUGGAGAUUUCGUAGCACUAUCCGAUACCUGCGACCUGGUGACGGCUAAAAUCAUCUCCCGUGAAGUAUCCGACGGAAUCAUCGCUCCAGGAUAUACUGAAGAAGCUUUGGACUUGUUGAAGAAGAAGAAAAAUGGGGCCUAUUGCGUCCUUCAGAUAGAUCCAACUUAUGAGCCAAGUCCAGUGGAGAAGAAGACCCUUUUUGGAUUGCAUAUGGAACAGCGGCGUAACGAUGCGGAUAUCAACAAAGCCCUGUUUACCAAUAUUGUAACGAAGAAUAAGAAUCUCCCGGAUGGGGCCGUCCGAGAUCUGAUCGUGGCUACUAUUGCUCUUAAGUACACUCAGAGUAACUCGGUGUGCUACGCAAAGGAUGGUCAGGUGGUCGGUAUUGGUGCUGGUCAGCAGUCCCGUAUACACUGCACUCGGCUUGCUGGGGAUAAAGCUGAUAACUGGUGGCUCCGUCAACAUCCCCGUGUAACUUCGAUGCAGUUCAAAAAAGGAGUAAAACGUGCGGAAAUCUCCAAUGCCAUCGAUAACUACGUCAACGGUACGGUCGGUAAAGAUAUGCCACUAGCUCAAUUUGAAGCUAUGUACGAAAAGAUUCCAGAGUUCCUGACCGAUUCCGAUAAGCAGAACUGGGUCCAACAGUUCUCUGGAGUAUCGCUCGGGUCGGAUGCUUUCUUCCCGUUCCGAGACAACGUUGAUAGGGCCCGGUUGAGCGGUGUGUCGUACAUCGCUAGUCCAUCUGGAUCGACUAACGAUGCCGGAGUCAUCGAGGCUUGUAACGAUCAUGGUAUUGUGAUGGUGCAUACCAAUUUGAGAUUGUUCCACCAUUAGAAUUCGUACGUUAUGCAUUGUUGUAGGUUUAAACAGCAAAAGUGUUAUAUUCGUGCCUCUAUAAUAAAACAUGGCUA
Ochlerotatus camptorhynchus is the source of this 2013-nucleotide messenger RNA. RefSeq names its product bifunctional purine biosynthesis protein ATIC. Lineage: Eukaryota; Metazoa; Arthropoda; Insecta; Diptera; Culicidae. The record is from RefSeq and is a predicted model, not a curated record. Gene Ontology annotation, biological process: 'de novo' IMP biosynthetic process. Bases 164 to 1936 code for a protein of 590 amino acids. Gene Ontology annotation, molecular function: phosphoribosylaminoimidazolecarboxamide formyltransferase activity; IMP cyclohydrolase activity. Gene Ontology annotation, cellular component: cytosol. The transcript has 4 exons.